AUGUCGGGGUCUGAAACCAACAUGAAAUCAUAUGAUGGCAGUUGCCACUGUGGCCAGGUUAGCUACACGGUGAAGCUCCCUGGGCCUAUAGAGGAGCAGACCGUGAAUACAUGCUCCAUCUGUAGCAUCAACGGCUAUAUCCUGGUUUAUACUAAAACGCCUUACGUGACUUUCCACAACAAAGACGAUGCUGUCAAGGUUUGA
Penicillium soppii is the source of this 204-nucleotide messenger RNA. RefSeq lists its product as uncharacterized. NCBI's taxonomy places the organism in Eukaryota, Fungi, Ascomycota, Eurotiomycetes, Eurotiales, Aspergillaceae. The record is from RefSeq and is a predicted model, not a curated record. The transcript has 2 exons. The coding region runs from base 1 to 204 and encodes 67 amino acids.